Molecule: messenger RNA, 975 nt
Organism: Porites evermanni
Lineage: Eukaryota; Metazoa; Cnidaria; Anthozoa; Scleractinia; Poritidae
Source: the annotation of a GenBank genome assembly
AUGAACUCAACGGUGAACGGAUCCAGCGGGUCAUGGAGCUGCUUUAAUUUCACUGCGGGGAAAAUCGGAGGAACCGUUGCUUUUUGUCUGAUCUUCAUCGUUUCACUGGUCGCAAACUCUCUAAUUGUUAUCAUCGUUUAUAAAACGCCGAACUUAAGAAAGCCGAUCAAUUUUUUCAUCGCAAACAUGGCCUCGUCUGAUUUGCUGGCUCCAAUAUUUUGGAUUCCUUUGGACCUGUCCUACCUGCACACCAACAACUCGUUUCUUAUCGGUGGUCAGCUUGGUCAGGCCUUGUGUAAGCUUGUCAAUUUCUUUAUUGCCGUUUCCCUUACCGUUUCGGUUCAGAAUCUGAUUCUGAUCGCAGUGGAUCGAUUUGGAGCCGUGGUGUUUCCACUCCGUUCCCCACUCAUCAGAUCCAAGCUGUGUCCCUUCUUUAUUCUCACCACAUGGAUAGUUGCCGUAGCUUUCAAUUCGCCAGACUUGUUCACUUACGAGCUCGUUGAAAAUCCAGAGGGAGCCAGGUGUGUUACGAAAUGGAAGAAAGCAUUCGGAGAGUCCUCAUCUGCCAGUUUCUUACUAGCUUUCUACAUUCUGUUUACGUACAUACCUGUGCUGUCGCUAGUCAUUCUUUACUCCAUCAUUUUUAUCAAGCUCAAGACACAGGAACAUCCAGGUGAACAGUCCGCCAACACGCAGCAACAGCGGAACAGAAGAAACAGAAACGUUCUUCAAAUGUCCAUUGCUAUCGUAACAGUAUUUGUGUUUUGCUCGUUACCUUACUCUCUCAACCAUUUAAUCACAGAGUAUCAGGACACUUUUACGCAUUUCUCGUGUAGUUUCCGGAUAUAUGAUAAAGUCACUUUUUAUAUGGCUUACGCGUACUGUGCUAUCAACCCAGUUAUCUGUUUCAUGUUUAGCAGUAAUUACCGAACAGCUCUUAAAAGACUCAUAAAAUGUACUUUUGUACAGGCGUAG